AUGUCGAAUGCUAAUCAAAAGGAAAAUGUGCCUUCCCUUGGUUUACCAAGGACGCAUGGUACACUAAAUGUGAAUGCUUUGAAGGCCACUGAUAUUUUAAAACAUAAGGGUAAACUAAAUGAGGUAAAUAGUGAUCAGUCGACUACAAAUGAGAAUGAUGAAGUUCAGGAAGAGGCUGUGUUUCUAGAUGAUCCUGUUCAUUUCACUAGGGUAUCAUCAUCUUCUGAAUUGAGUGCAGCCUUGUCAGUUAAUACCACAGAGCAAGAACAAGAUGAAGAGAAAGGCACCGAACAUGCUGAGCUUGAACCAGCCGAAGAAGAUACAGUCGAAGUUGAUACGAUAAGGAACAACGGUGAUAAAACAUAUUCUACUAUCAGAGAAUCCGCAUCUGAUUUUGAAACAACAAACAAUACACUUAUAGAAAUAUCGAAGAACUCAUCUACCUAUUCUAGUACGGAGUUUCUUAAUAAUAAUAAUAAUGGUAUUAGUAACAGUAAUAGAGCCACUAUCGAUUCAGAGAGUAAAUUGAGAAUGAACAAACUCCGGGAAGGCAGCUCAACAAGUUUGAGCAAUGAUAGUAAUGGUUUCAAUGGAAUGAUAUCAAGUAACCAAGCAUCUACUGUUUUAAGUACACCAUCGCAAAAGCCAAGCUCUACUACUAAUACAAUAACCAAGGCAAAUAAUGGCGGAUCAACAAGAGCCCAAAAAGAAAAACAUACUUCACCUAAGCUGCCGAGUACAGUCACUGCGCCAUCGAGUCAUAGAAAGUCUGCGGACCUAUCGAAGACAAAUAAGUUACCGAGUACUACUGCGAAAAGAACACCUAAACAAGCAGUUACAUCGUCGUCACCAAAAGAGCCUGCAAAAAGGAAAAGUAGUACAAGUAAGAUGAAAGGUAUGUUCUCAUCGUUGGUGCAGAACAUGAAGAGAAAUUCAAGUGAUAAUAGAAAGUCUGCAUCAAGUCUAAGCAGUGUAUCAUCGUCGUCGUCUUCGACACUCAAAAUAUCGACACCAUACAAUCCAAAGCAUAUCUAUCAUGUUGGUGUAGAUGCAAGGACAGGUGAAUAUACAGGCUUACCGGAGGAAUGGGAGAGGCUGUUGGCAUCUAGUGGUAUAUCGCGAAAGGAACAACAGCAGAAUAUGCAAGCAGUUAUUGAUAUUGUUAAUUUCUAUCAAGAUGUUGCCGAUCAUACUGGUGAAGAGAAGGUCAUAAAGACAUUCGAUCCGAAGAAACAGAAUCCUUUGGUUAGAGAUUCUCUGAGUAAAUAUGAACAAGUUGAUGAUAAUAGGACGUCAUAUGCUUCCGGGGGAACCCCUACUCUGGAACAAAAUGGCUUCCACACCUCCAGCACCCCAAGAUCAAGAACUAGUCUGACCUCACCAACAGCUGGUUAUAGUAUGAUUAGCACACCACCCAUGGCUACACAAGAGAAAUAUAUACCUACCAGACCGGCGCCAAAACCACCGGGACAGCAAACGCCAUCGAGCAAUGCUUCGUUAACACCUAAGAUGCAAAAUGCAACAAUGUCACCAAUCAAAGAAAAUAUAAGCAGUCCGGUUACUAAAUCGGAAGUUGAUGAUGAGUUGCUUCUCUCUAAAAAGAAUGCUUCGUUGCCAAAGCUACCAUCAGAUGAUAGUUCUUCCCAUAAAAAGUCGGCUACUGAUAGCGCACCAACUUCUGUCGAAACAGAUACUGAGACAGUAAAGGUUCCACCUAUUCCUAAAACUACUCCUACUGUUCCUGCAAAAGCAUCAAGGAGAUCAAAUGAGAAAAAGAAAGAAGAAAGAGAAAGAAACAAGAAGUUACUUUACGCCAAGCUUACUGAAAUUUGUAGCCCUGGAGAUCCAAAAAGUAAAUAUAGGGACCUAAUCAAAAUUGGUCAAGGUGCAUCUGGUGGUGUGUAUAUCGCUCAUGAUACAGAAAGUGAGGACUCUGUCGCUAUAAAGCAAAUGAACCUGGAAAAGCAACCAAAGAAAGAGUUGAUCUUGAAUGAAAUAUUAGUGAUGAGGGAAAGUAAGCAUUCAAAUAUCGUCAAUUUUAUUGACUCUUACCUGGCUAAAGGUGAUUUAUGGAUUGUCAUGGAAUAUAUGGAAGGUGGAUCUCUAACUGACGUUGUUACGCAUUGCCUUCUAUCAGAAGGUCAAAUUGGUGCCGUUUGUAGAGAAACGUUGAAAGGUCUGCAAUUUUUACAUUCCAAAGGUGUGUUACAUAGAGAUAUCAAAUCAGAUAAUAUUCUGCUAUCCUUAAAAGGUAAUAUAAAGCUUACCGAUUUUGGUUUCUGUGCUCAAAUAAAUGAGAAUAACUUAAAAAGGACUACAAUGGUUGGUACACCAUACUGGAUGGCACCUGAAGUUGUUUCCCGUAAAGAAUAUGGGCCUAAGGUUGAUAUUUGGUCAUUAGGUAUUAUGAUUAUCGAAAUGAUUGAGGGUGAACCACCAUAUCUAAAUGAAACGCCAUUAAGGGCUCUCUAUUUAAUUGCUACCAAUGGUACGCCGAAAUUGAAAGAGCCUGAGGCAUUAAGCGAUACCUUGACGAAAUUCCUGGACUGGUGUCUCAAAGUUGAUCCUAGUGAGCGUGCCACUGCUACAGAACUUCUAGAUGAUCCAUUUAUAACUGAAAUAGCUGAGGACAACAGUUCACUUUCACCUCUCGUGAAACUGGCCCGUAUAAAAAAAUUGGAAGAGCAAGAGGAAGACGCUGGCACUGAUGAGACAGAACCAGAAACUACACCUGAUACCACUAUAUAG
Nakaseomyces glabratus is the source of this 2748-nucleotide messenger RNA. It is a transcript of the gene STE20, whose product is annotated as mitogen-activated protein kinase kinase kinase kinase STE20. Gene Ontology annotation, molecular function: ATP binding; protein serine/threonine kinase activity. The record is from RefSeq and is a predicted model, not a curated record. NCBI's taxonomy places the organism in Eukaryota, Fungi, Ascomycota, Saccharomycetes, Saccharomycetales, Saccharomycetaceae. Gene Ontology annotation, biological process: intracellular signal transduction; regulation of MAPK cascade; protein phosphorylation. Gene Ontology annotation, cellular component: cytoplasm.